Messenger RNA from Brenthis ino (lesser marbled fritillary), 1812 nucleotides. The record is from the annotation of a GenBank genome assembly. NCBI's taxonomy places the organism in Eukaryota, Metazoa, Arthropoda, Insecta, Lepidoptera, Nymphalidae.
AUGGUAGCAAGAGUGGCUGGUGUUUUCGACGAAAAACUAACCGAAGCAAUAGCAAAUUCUAAGAUUUUGGUAGUUGGUGCCGGUGGCAUAGGUUGUGAAAUAUUGAAGAACCUAGUUCUGACCGGCUUUCCUCAAAUUGAAAUAAUCGACCUUGAUACAAUCGACGUAAGCAACUUGAAUCGUCAGUUUUUGUUUCACAAGGAGCAUGUAGGAAAAUCAAAAGCGCAAGUGGCUAAGGAUAGUGCAUUGAGCUUUAAUCCUAAUGUGAAUAUUAUUGCGCAUCAUGACAGCGUUAUAAGCAACGAAUAUGGAGUGAGUUACUUUAAGCAAUUUAAUAUUGUAAUGAAUGCAUUGGAUAAUAGAGUAGCUCGCAACCAUGUGAAUAGAAUGUGCUUAGCUGCUAAUGUACCACUAAUUGAAACUGGAACUGCUGGUUAUGCUGGUCAGGUCGAGCUAAUCAAAAAGGGUUUAACACAAUGCUAUGAAUGUCAACCUAAAGCUCCACAAAAGUCUUUUCCUGGAUGUACGAUAAGAAACACACCAUCGGAGCCAAUCCAUUGUAUUGUAUGGGCAAAACAUCUGUUUAACCAACUUUUCGGAGAAGAAGAUCCUGAUCAAGAUGUUAGCCCUGAUACUGCAGACCCUGAAGCAGCUGGUGAAGCCGGAUCAACUGCCCUAGCAUCUGAAGGGACCACUUCAGGAAACGUAGAAAGAAAAAGUACGAGAACUUGGGCCUCAGAAACUAAUUAUGAUCCAGAAAAGUUAUUCGCCAAACUUUUUGGUGAUGAUAUACGCUAUUUGCUAUCUAUGGAAAAUUUAUGGAAAAAACGACGCCCUCCCACUCCAUUGUCAUGGGAUAAUUUGCCUGGUAAAGAUAACCCACCAGCUCAGCACUCGGGUCUGCCAGACCAAAGGGUGUGGUCUGUUUAUGAAUGUGCUCAGAUGUUUGCUGCAAGCUGCAAAGCCUUACAAACAGAUCUCAAAAGCCGCCCUGAUGGUGACCACUUAGUAUGGGAUAAGGAUGAGAAAAGUUCAAUGGAUUUUGUGACGGCGUGUGCGAACAUACGGGCUCAUAUCUUCAAUAUACAGCUGAAGUCUAGAUUUGAAAUCAAAUCGAUGGCUGGUAAUAUAAUACCUGCAAUAGCUACUGCUAACGCCAUUGUGGCGGGUCUCGCCGUGUUGCGGGCUCAGGGUAUACUUCGGGGAGAGAUUGAGAACUGCACUAGUGUUUAUCUAAGACCUAAAGUCAAUCACCGUGGUCAGCUGUUUGUGCCUGAACGAACUCUAACAGCGCCCAACCCCAAAUGCUAUGUCUGCGCUCCAAAACCAGAAGUAGGUCUUGCUUGUAACAUCAAACAGCUCACACUGAAAGACCUUAACACAGCCUUCAAAGAAGGUCUAAACAUGCAGGCGCCAGAUGCAACCGUCGAGGGCAAAGGCCUAGUGGUAUUAUCCUCAGAACCGGGUGAAACAGAUCAUAACAACGACAAAACAUUAGAAGAAAUAGGCCUAAAUGACGGCUGUGCUCUGUUAGUAGAUGACUUUCUACAAAACUAUGAAGUGCGAGUACGACUCCAACAAGAGGAUGAAGAGAAGUCCUGGAGGCUAAUAACUGAUUCUGAUGAACCGAUGCCAGGUCCUAAGGAGGAUAACACAGCAAAUGGAUCUAAUGGUUCCGAACCCAAACCAGGCCCGUCAAGGUCCAAAGAAGACAGUGACAGUGAUAUGGAGAUUAUCGAAGAAGAUGAUGAUGAACCUGUACCCAAACCUAAACGCAGGCGUACUGAGGCCAAUGAAGUUAUAGAGCUGUGC